Molecule: messenger RNA, 1092 nt
Organism: Branchiostoma floridae (Florida lancelet)
Lineage: Eukaryota; Metazoa; Chordata; Leptocardii; Amphioxiformes; Branchiostomatidae
Product: XK-related protein 6-like
Exons: 2
Coding region: 1-1092 (363 amino acids)
Biological process (GO): apoptotic process involved in development; phosphatidylserine exposure on apoptotic cell surface; engulfment of apoptotic cell
Cellular component (GO): plasma membrane
Source: RefSeq, a predicted model, not a curated record
AUGUGUCACUACGUUCAGCAUUGUUGGUUGGUCCUGAGGACCCUGGCGGGGUUCACUCUCUACAUCGCGGACUUCGUCACCGACGUCAUCCUAGCGGCGGAAUAUUACAGGAACGGCGACUACUACUGGUUCGGCCUCACGCUGGGGUUCGCCUUGGUUCCUCAGAUCAUUGUAAACAUCGUCUUAGCGUACCUGGAUGGCUGCGAGUGGUACUACCUGCCACUACUCCCGCUAGGCGUCCCUGCCAAGUACUUCCAGGUCCUGCACGGUUUAUUCUGUUGCAAACACAAACCCGAGGACAUCUUGGAGUCAAGAGAGAAAGAAGACCAGGACGACCAGGAGCCCGUGCCUCGCGCCGUGAACCACCUCCUACCGCUGGCCAGACUCGUCGGCACCCUGCUCGAGUCCCUGCCGGAACUCUGUCUGCAGAUUUACGUCCUCGUCCGGACGGGACAGCUGAGUAGCCUCGAGAUACCGGCCCUGAAGGCCGUCACCAUGGCGGUAUCCUUCCUAGCCUCGCUCUACUCCAUCAUUGAGUGGGAGACUCACUUCCCUAAAGUUGUGGCCUGUAUUUGGGGCCCGCUUGUCUUUCUAUGGAAAAUCGUCGACCUGUCGGCUCGGAUAUUAGCUUUCUGCCUGUUCGCAUCCAUCUAUAACGUUAGAUACUGGGUGUUUGUGGUGAUAGGUGGACACUGGUUGGUAAUGGCAGGGGUGGAAAAUUACUUCUGUCUGUAUUUGGUGAAAGGUAAAGCUUGGAUGGAAUCAGGAGCCGAUGUGAUCUCAGACAGUAACUGCUAUGUGCAGUUUAUGUUUAACACGUUCGUGGUAGCGCCAGUGGAUGUGUUUACCUGGGUCACGUUUGGUUCCAGACAGCGGAGAAAAGAACAGCCCAUUGUUAACAAUGUACUCAUGUUGGCUGCAAACAUAGUGAUGGUAUUAGCGUGGUAUUUUGAAAAGAACAUUGAGUCUUGGUACGAUGACUAUGCUCUGGUUGUGGUAUUUGGGGGGUCAGUGGCAUCUGUAGUGUUCCAGAUGAUGUACUUUGUGUGUUACAGACCAUGUUGCGCAUGUAGUCCCAUAGAAGAUGUGUAG